AAUUCAAUAUUAGAAAAUUUUGGAGAGAAACUUCUAUGUUGUUGUUUAAAUUGGUAAGAAACGGACAGAUGCAUAAACACUAAACACAAAGAUUUGGCUUUAACGAUAAUCUUGAAGAAACAAUGAAACAGAGAACUCUGUUUUCAAUUCUCUGUUUUGUCCUCAUAAGCUUCGGUGCUGCUUCAGUUUCAGCUCAGACAUGCACGAAGGACAAGGGGACUUUCAGAUCCAACAGUAAUUACGACGUAAAUCGCCGUCUCAUCCUCUCUUCUCUUCCUUCCAACGUCACGGCUCAGGAGGGUUUAUACUACAACGGUUCGAUCGGACAAGAACCGAACCGUGUCUACGCAGUUGGGAUGUGCAUCCCUGGAUCAACUUCAGAAGACUGUUCUGAUUGUAUCAAGAAAGCGUCUGAUGAAUUUUUAAAGAAUUGUCCUAACCAAACAGAAGCGUAUUCAUGGCCAGGUGAUCCCACGCUUUGCUAUGUGCGUUACUCCAACACUUCUUUCUCUGGAUCUGCAGAUCUUGACCCGCGCUCACUGCUCACCAACACUGAAGAUAUCAACUCAAAUCUAACAGAGUUCACGACAAUAUGGGAAGGAUUAAUGGCUCGUAUGACUGGUACAGUCUCCACAGCCAAAAGCACACCUUCUUCCAGUGAUAACCAUUACACAGCUGAUUCAGCAGCCUUGACACCUAUCCGGAACAUAUAUGCCUUGAUGCAAUGCACACCGGAUCUUUCUUCUCGUGACUGUAAAAAUUGUCUGCGACAAAGCGCAAAUGACUACCAGUCAUGUUGUGGUCAGAGGCAAGGAGGUGUUGUUAUGCGGCCAAGCUGCUUUUUGCGGUGGGAUUUGUAUACGUAUUCCAACGCUUUUGAUGAUAUUACGGUGGCUUCUCCUCCUCCAGAACCUCUUGUGACUGUGCCAUGAUGUAGUACUUUUAUCAAUUAAAUUAUAUCUCCGUUUGCAAUGAUCAACAGUACACAUGAAUCUUAAUCUAAGCUAAUAAAAAAGGAUUGGUUUUAUA
Camelina sativa (false flax) is the source of this 1029-nucleotide messenger RNA. RefSeq names its product cysteine-rich receptor-like protein kinase 11. The record is from RefSeq and is a predicted model, not a curated record. NCBI's taxonomy places the organism in Eukaryota, Viridiplantae, Streptophyta, Magnoliopsida, Brassicales, Brassicaceae.